Molecule: messenger RNA, 1299 nt
Organism: Paramecium tetraurelia
Lineage: Eukaryota; Ciliophora; Oligohymenophorea; Peniculida; Parameciidae
Exons: 7
Biological process (GO): peptidyl-serine phosphorylation; intracellular signal transduction
Molecular function (GO): ATP binding; protein serine/threonine kinase activity
Source: RefSeq, a predicted model, not a curated record
AUGGGUAAUUGCAAUAAUGCUCCAGAUCUAAAUGUUAAAGAAAUAAAAGUGCCUAAUAAAUGCGAAUAUAAUUUUUUGUAUGUUAUUGGGAGAGGUGGAUUUGGGAGGGUCUGGAGAGCUGAACAUAGGAAAACUAAACAUCAAUAUGCUAUCAAAGAAAUGUAGAAAUGCAAGAUUGUUAAUAAAAAAAGCAUUGGUUCGGUGAUGAAUGAGAGAUACUUAUUAAGCAAUCUCAGACAUCCAUUUUUAGUAAAUAUGCACACAGCAUUUCAAGAUCGAGAAAGUCUCUAUUUAGUUAUGGAUCUUAUGACUGGAGGAGACCUUAGAUUUCAUCUUUGUAAAAAUAGGACGUUUAAUGAAGAAUAGACAAAAUUUUUUGUCAUCUGCAUACUUUUGGCCUUAGAAUAUCUUCAUAAUAGCACUGUUAUACAUAGAGAUAUUAAACCUGAAAAUUUAGUCUUUGAUAAAAAUGGUUAUUUGAAAUUGACAGAUCUUGGUAUUGCAAGAAUAUGGAAACCAGGAAAUGAUGGAGACACUAGUGGAACACCUGGGUAUAUGGCUCCUGAAGUUAUGUGCAGAUAAGUUCAUGGGGUGGCAGUGGAUUAUUUUGCAGUUGGAGUAAUAGCUUACGAAUGUAUGAUGGGAAAAAGACCAUAUUUGGGUAAAACCAGAAAAGAGAUUAGAGACUAAAUUUUGUCUAAAUAAGUUACAAUUAAGGCUAAUUAUAAACCAAUAGACUGGUCUGAUGAGGCUGCUGAUUUUAUUAAUUAAAUGAUCUAAAGAAAACCAGUAAAUAGAUUAGGAUUUUAUGGCCCUGAAGAAGUAUUUGCUCAUCCUUGGUUUAAGAAUAUCAAAUGGGAUGACUAUUUAACUCAAUUAAAAUAACCUCCUUAUAAAAUUAAUGUAAUUUAGUAAUAAAGUAGAUUUUAGUCAAGUUCCGAUAAUUUUGAUUAAAAGUUUGCCAAUCUUUAAGACCCUGAAGACGAGGCUUCAGCUAAAUAGAAUGCAGAACUUUUGAAAAGAGAUUCCAUUUAAGAGGCCUUUAACGGAUACACUUUUAAAUCUUAAAAUUCUUAAUAAACAAUAUAAGACUAAUCAAAUUCAAAGCCAACAACUUCAAUGAGUUAGUAAAUUACUCCAACGAAAAAGAAUUUACUUGAUUCUGAUCGCUAAAUUGAAUCCAAAUCUUAGAAGAAAUAUAAUUUAGUUUAAACCUUGGGAUUUAAUAAAAAAUUAAACUUUACUCCAGAUUAACCACUCGCAUAGAGAGAGCAAACUAAAAAAAAUUUUGAUUUUUGA